This is a messenger RNA of Physella acuta, 1662 nucleotides long. RefSeq lists its product as uncharacterized. The record is from RefSeq and is a predicted model, not a curated record. NCBI's taxonomy places the organism in Eukaryota, Metazoa, Mollusca, Gastropoda, Physidae.
GUCUGCCACGUGAUCUAUCGGCAGUUUUUCCCGCCCAUCGAUCUCAUGAGCGCGGAGUUGUUCUGAUUUCCCGGCACUUUUUAUUGGUUCGGAGUUGUUCUGAGUUACCAGCACUUUUUUUGGUUCGGAGUUGUUCUGAGUUACCAGCAGUUUACAAACGGGAGCAAUAUGAACUUUUAUUGUAUCUACGUGUCCCUCUUGGCUAUAGGGCUGCAAGAUGCAAAGACUACUAUGCACACAGAAGGCACCCGCUUCAUCCUGUAUUUUACUGAAGGCAGCCGGGUGACCUUGCCGGCAAGGCCGCUGCAUUUGUACUUCACCACCAGGUCAUCGAACGAGAUCACGGUGCGGGCCACCUCGCCGUCCUACACCGACGGGGUCAAGGUCAACGAAACCAUCCGCCUGACGUCGUCCACCCCAGCGGUGGUCCCCAUCGCAGCGGCCCUCCGGACCACCGAGUUCGGCAACGAGACGAAGGUGAUCCUCGUCGAGUCGACGGGCCUGAUCUCAGUGUACGGCCUGAACCCCAGCGCCAACCAGGCGGCGCUCUUCACGGUCCUGCCCGUCACUGCGCUGGGCACUGAGUACAUCUUUCCCAGCCUCACGGCCUUCAACAUCCCCAGCCAAGGGUUUAUGGGUAUCGUCACUCAGGAGGACCAGACAUCGUUCGAAGUUUUCCUCUCGUCUUCUUCCCAAAAAUCUAUCGCCUCCAUCAGAGGAAUAGAGUAUCCUCCCAGGAGCGUCAUCAGGGCAACUCUAAACAAGUACGAAGUUUCUGAAAUCCGACAAAUCCCGAACUGCCCGGACUGCGACCUAACAGGAAGCAGGAUCAGCGCCAGCAAGCCAAUCGCCGUCUUCAGCACUGUAGCACUGACCAAUCCGGUGAACGACGGGGGAGGGGGUGACCUGCUGGUCGAGCAGCUCGUGCCCCUGUCCCUGUGGGGUAGAUCUUACAUCACCCAGUCACCCCCAGAAAACUCGCUCGUAAGUGUCAACAUAUUCGCUAGUGUAUGUGACGCCCAAAACAUAUACAUCAACAAAACCAAGACGCCCACCUGGCGAGCGUUGGGGACCACCGGCUAUGUGGUGGCCAAUGAGAAAAUCCCCAACACAGGAUUUCACCUGGUCGACAGCGGCAUAGAGAAGCUCAACGUCAGAUUUGGGGGCUAUGUGUACGGGCAAGGGGAGGCCUCGGCCUACGCUGCACCUCUGGCUAUGGAGGGUGGGAGCCCUGUAGGGAACUUUCCUUGGGCUGAUCCUGACGCAGUGGCUGUUCAUCAAGCCAAUCUGGCAUCCACAGACCGAAUCCAGCAACAAAUCUGGAGGCUGAAAGAAAAAAACCUCCUCUCCGUGUACAAACCUCUGCGCGAGUCUGUCGUCUUCUCCAAGUUCAGCUGUUUGGACAGCUGCAAGAAGCUGCCCAGCUGCCUGUACGCCUCCAUUGAGAAGGAGAACAAUAAAAUCCGGUGUCGUCUGUUUGACGAACGCAGCAGGUGUGAUCCCAAGAUGAAGAAACCAGGAGUCCGGACCUACGUCUCCAGGAUAACCUUUUGGACACAGAUUUGAAUCUCUUCUACUUUUUUUCUUUUUAAUGUGAGUUUGUGUCAUCAAGGAUUUCCAAAAGAAUGUGGUGAUUUGUGACAAGUGAGUUUUCAAUCAAAA